UCCUCCCCAAAACCCCUCUCCUUCCACGCCCAUCCCACAUACUAAACUCUUAUCCACUCUCCCCCAACUCAAAUGCUCCUUUCCGUCUCGUCCUCCGAUCCCCUUCUCCUCCAUUCCCAUCCCCACCUCUCCUCCCUCCCCAACUUCCCUUCCUCCCUUCUCGUUUCCCCUCUGAUAACCCACUCCAAGCUCAAACCCAGAACCGUAAAACUCUCUAUCGAUGCAUCGAAUUCCCCCAACCCACCUUCUCCAGUACUCGAACCCACCACCACCCCCUCCCCCUCCCCUUCCUUCAGAACCAAACCCCACAAAGACAUCAACAUCCUCGUCACCGGCUCCACCGGCUACAUCGGCAAGUUCGUCGUCCGCGAGCUCUGCCGGCGGGGCUUCAACGUGAUCGCCGUCGCACGCGAGCGCAGCGGCAUCCGGGGCCGCAGCGACAAGGACCAGACCCUCCAGCGGCUCGCCGGCUCCACCGUCUGCUUCUCCGAUGUCACCGACCUCGACACCCUUGACCGCUCUCUCGAUUCCCUCGGCCUCCCCAUCGAUGCCGUCGUCUGCUGCCUCGCCAGCCGCACUGGCGGCAUCAAGGACUCGUGGAAGAUCGACUACGGCGCCACCCGGAACAGCCUCGUCGCCGGCCGCCGGCGCGGCGCAUCCCACUUCGUCCUCUUGUCCGCCAUCUGCGUCCAGAAACCUCUCCUUGAGUUCCAGAGAGCGAAGCUCAAGUUUGAAGAUGAGCUCGAGAAGGAGGCUGCUGAUGGGACUGGAUUCACCUACAGCAUCGUUCGCCCGACCGCCUUCUUCAAGAGCUUGGGCGGGCAGGUGGAGACGGUGAAGGGUGGGAAGCCUUACGUGAUGUUCGGCGACGGCAGGCUCUGCGCCUGCAAGCCUAUCAGCGAGGAGGACCUCGCAUCCUUCAUUGCUGAUUGUGUGAUGGAUGAAGAUAAGGCCUGCAAAAUUUUGCCUAUUGGCGGACCGGGGAAGGCAUUGACACCGUUGGAUCAGGGGGAGAUGCUGUUCAGGUUGCUCGGACAGGAGCCCAAGUUCUUGAAGGUGCCAAUUGGGGUGAUGGACUUUUCAAUUGGGGUUCUCGAUUUUCUUUCCAAAAUAUUUCCAUCGUUGGAGGAUGCGGCAGAGUUUGGGAGGAUUGGAAGGUACUAUGCAGCUGAGAGUAUGCUGGUUUUGGACCCGGAGACGGGGCAGUACAGUGCGGAGAAGACGCCGAGCUAUGGGAAGGAUACAUUGGACGAUUUCUUUGCAAGAGUGACCAGAGAAGGGAUGGCUGGUCAGGAAUUGGGGGAGCAAACCAUUUUUUAAGUUCUAUAAUGAAGAGUUAAAUUAGUGAAUUCCGAAAAAGGAGUGCAAAAAGAGCUCUCAAGAAUUUUGCAUUACAGGUGCCAUGCUAGUCCUGAUGAUGAGUUCACUUAUGUGACCUGGACAAGAGCAAAUUGUUCAGACUGUAAUAAUCAAAGAUGAUUUACCUUUGCAUGUUCUCUCUUCAAGGCUGACCCAACAACAGGUGAACCGCACUACAAUAUUUCAUAUCCUGUUCCAGUUGAUAGUACUUUCCAAUAGUUGCAAUUGUUCUCAUAGUUCUGUAUGCCAUAUAUUGGAGCUCUUGCUCAAAACUAUCGGCUACUACAGGCUUGUAAUGUUGACAGAGUUAGUUCUUUUAUGCUGAAGUUUGUGAUAGGCAAGACCUGUAUGUAUCGUAUGGAGAUAUAUCUCGUUCUGUUUAUUUUCUCCAAAAUAAGAAUAAACAUUUCCCAUGGCCACAA
Phoenix dactylifera (date palm) is the source of this 1781-nucleotide messenger RNA. The record is from RefSeq and is a predicted model, not a curated record. Lineage: Eukaryota; Viridiplantae; Streptophyta; Magnoliopsida; Arecales; Arecaceae.